Mesocricetus auratus (golden hamster) is the source of this 1875-nucleotide messenger RNA. It is a transcript of the gene Dhh, whose product is annotated as desert hedgehog signaling molecule. The record is from RefSeq and is a predicted model, not a curated record. Gene Ontology annotation, molecular function: calcium ion binding; patched binding. The coding region runs from base 266 to 1456 and encodes 396 amino acids. The transcript has 3 exons. Gene Ontology annotation, biological process: protein autoprocessing; regulation of gene expression; multicellular organism development. Lineage: Eukaryota; Metazoa; Chordata; Mammalia; Rodentia; Cricetidae.
CGUUCUGGGAGCACGGGAGCCUGACAUCAGAGGCUGGCUGAGCCGGCACUCACCCUCGACCCACCUGCCCUGUAAUGGUAGCCUAUCAGUAGUAGGUUUCAGGUUGCCUGGGCAUGUAGGCAGAGUUAGCGGCUGCCAGGUGUUCGGAGCCACAAGCGCUCCAGGUACUCUGGGGGCUUCUCUAUCUGCGGUGCUGUCUCCCGUGGAGAUGCCCAACUGACAGGAGAGCUAGUGAGGACCCUUUCGACACAACUCCGCUGCGCCCAUGGCUCUGCCAGCCAGUCUGUUGCCCCUGUGCUGCUUGGCACUCCUGGCACUGUCUGUCCAGAGCUGCGGGCCGGGCCGGGGACCGGUUGGCCGGCGGCGUUACGUGCGCAAGCAGCUUGUGCCUCUGCUGUACAAGCAGUUUGUGCCUAGUGUCCCCGAGCGGACCCUUGGCGCGAGUGGGCCAGCGGAGGGGAGGGUAGCAAGAGGGUCCGAGCGCUUCCGGGACCUCGUACCCAACUACAACCCCGACAUAAUCUUCAAGGAUGAGGAGAACAGCGGGGCUGACCGCCUGAUGACAGAGCGUUGCAAAGAGCGGGUGAAUGCUCUAGCCAUUGCGGUGAUGAACAUGUGGCCCGGAGUGCGCCUACGUGUGACUGAAGGCUGGGAUGAGGAUGGCCACCACGCUCAGGACUCUCUCCAUUACGAAGGUCGUGCCUUGGACAUCACCACGUCUGAUCGUGACCGCAAUAAGUAUGGUUUGCUGGCGCGCCUAGCUGUGGAAGCCGGCUUCGACUGGGUCUACUACGAGUCCCGAAACCACGUCCACGUGUCGGUCAAAGCUGAUAACUCACUGGCGGUCCGAGCUGGAGGCUGCUUUCCGGGAAAUGCCACGGUGCGCCUGCGGAGCGGCGAGCGGAAGGGACUGAGGGAACUCCAUCGUGGUGACUGGGUGCUGGCCGCGGAUGCAGCGGGCCGGGUGGUUCCCACGCCGGUGCUACUCUUUCUGGACCGGGAUUUGCAGCGCCGAGCAUCUUUCGUGGCUGUGGAGACCGAGCGGCCUCCGCGCAAACUGCUGCUCACACCCUGGCAUCUGGUGUUCGCGGCUCGCGGGCCAGCGCCGGCUCCAGGUGACUUUGCACCGGUGUUCGCGCGCCGGUUACGCGCUGGGGACUCGGUGCUGGCUCCCGGAGGGGACGCACUGCGGCCGGCUCGCGUAGCCCGGGUGGCGCGUGAGGAAGCCGUGGGCGUGUUCGCACCACUCACUGCGCACGGGACGCUGCUGGUUAACGACGUCCUCGCCUCCUGCUACGCGGUUCUGGAGAGUCACCAAUGGGCCCACCGCGCCUUUGCUCCUCUGCGCCUGCUGCACGCGCUAGGGGCGCUGCUCCCCGGGGGUGCGGUCCAGCCUACUGGCAUGCAUUGGUACUCCCGACUACUUUACCGCUUGGCGGAGGAGUUAAUAGGCUGAGUAGUCCUCCAGGCUCUGGACGAAAACCGAUGCUGAGACAGACUAAGAUCUGGGGAUCUGGGCAGCAAGAGAGUGCGUGGCGAAAGAGGGGGGGGGAAAGAAAGGCUGUGCUGGAACUUUUUGGUUUAAGGGCAAGUUUUAGCUGAGAGGAGUGGUCCCCUGGUCCUUGAUAACUGGGUUUGCUGGUAAGCACUCUUUAAUGAGGACUUUUUUUUUUUGCGUCUUCCCCGGUGCCUCAGUCUCACCCGAUAAUUUUAUUUCUAUUUAUAAAUUGUAAUAUAAUGAUCUGCUUGUCCAGCCCACCAAGGGGAGGACCUAGAGUGUGGCGUUAACACUGUUUGACAUGGCCAGCCAAUCUGACGUCUCACACUCUCACAUUUUCCUGCAGGUGGCUUAAUAAAAGGAAGGCUUAUUGGAAA